This is a messenger RNA of Diceros bicornis minor, 1985 nucleotides long. It is a transcript of the gene ALG1, whose product is annotated as ALG1 chitobiosyldiphosphodolichol beta-mannosyltransferase. The record is from RefSeq and is a predicted model, not a curated record. Gene Ontology annotation, cellular component: endoplasmic reticulum. The coding region runs from base 1055 to 1960 and encodes 301 amino acids. Gene Ontology annotation, molecular function: mannosyltransferase activity. The transcript is spliced from 11 exons. NCBI's taxonomy places the organism in Eukaryota, Metazoa, Chordata, Mammalia, Perissodactyla, Rhinocerotidae.
CCACUGUUAACUUUUCUUUACUUUCCAGCCUUUUAAAAAUGCACAGAUUGGUAAAUAAAUUGUAUAUUUGUGAGUGUGUAUAUAUGAACUUUUAAAAACAUGAGUAGGAGCUUAUAGUAGAUGUCCAGUCUAUGUAUGGUACCCAUCCGUUCUCUUUUCUCUGUCAUUAUAGACAGUGUCUUACAUGGUACUUAGUACAUAUCUAAGUGUGUUAUAUGUAUUAACUCGUUUAAUUCCUCACAGCAAUCCUAAGAAGUAGGUUCUUGUAUUGCCUACAUUUUAGAGAAGGGAAAACCUAGGCCCAGAGAGGUUCUGUAAGUUGGCCCUUGUCACACAGCUAGGAAGUGCUGGAGUCAGGAUUUGAACCACAUAGUCUGGCUCUGGAGUGACGCUCUUAACUCUUCCUCUCAGUGCUUUUUCACAGGUAGAAGCACCCUCUUUUAGUUGGCUGCAUUGCGUUCCAAUACGUGAUUUACCCAACGUAUUUAUGCAGUCUCAUCUUGUUGGAUACUCAGAUUCUUCUUGUUUUUUCACCUUCACAGAUAGUGUGGUGAACAGCAUCAGUGAACAUAGGUUUUUUGCAGCUUCUUUCUUAGGAUAAAUUCCCGUGGGUGGAAGUGCUUGGUCAGAGCUCAGGCACUUGUUCAGUGUUGUAGUGUCUACUAGAGAGUCCCAGAGUAGGGCUGGGCGCAUUUAUCCCCCCACGGGGCUGCCUCUUCCCCCUCAUCCUCACCACCACUGGCUGUUGUUACACGUUUCAGAGUUUGCAUUCUGAUAGGUGAGAAAUUCACCUCCUUGUUCCAUUUUUUGUCUCCUUGAUUAUUGAUGAUCUCUGACUUUUCAGGUUGGUCAAUUUUGUUUUAUGACCUUUUAUACGUUUUUUGGUGAGGAAGAGGGUCUUUCUUCUGCUUAUUGAUUAUCAAGAGCUCUGUAGAGAUAACCAACUCUUUGCCAUAACCCCCCAGGCCUGCCUGCCAUUGCCGUCUGCUGGUUUGUGUGCUGUCUCUAUGGGAGCAAGCUCGUCAUCGACUGGCACAACUACGGCUACUCCAUCAUGGGUCUGGCUCACGGCCCCAGCCACUGCCUUGUUCUGCUGGCCAAGUGGUACGAGAAGCUCUGCGGGCGCCUCUCCCACCUGAACUUGUGUGUGACGAACGCAAUGCGGGAAGACCUGGCAGAGAACUGGGGCAUCAAAGCCGUGACUGUCUACGACAAGCCAGCAUCUUUCUUUAAAGAGACGCCCUUGGACCUGCAACACCAGCUCUUUAUGAAGCUGGGUCGCACCUACUCUGUGUUCAGGGCCCGCUCCGAACCCUCGGACGCGGCCACGGAGAGGUCGGCCUUCACGGAGCGGGCUGCGCGGAGCGGCGAGGUGACGCAUCUUGGCGGGCGGCCGGCCCUGCUGGUCAGCAGCACGAGCUGGACAGAGGAUGAAGACUUCUCCGUCUUGCUGGCGGCGUUAGAAAAGUUUGAACAGCUGAUCCUGGGUGGAGAGAGCCUGCCUUCUCUGGUCUGUGUGAUAACAGGCAAAGGGCCUCUGAAGGAGUAUUACGGCCGCCUCAUCAGCCAGAAGCGUUUCCGGCACAUCCAGGUCUGUACCCCGUGGCUGGAGGCUGAGGACUACCCCCUGCUUCUAGGGUCGGCGGACCUGGGCGUGUGCCUGCACAAGUCCUCCAGCGGCCUGGACCUGCCCAUGAAGGUGGUGGACAUGUUCGGGUGCUGCCUGCCCGUGUGCGCCGUCAACUUCCGCUGCUUACACGAGCUGGUGAAACACGAGGAAAACGGCCUGGUCUUCGAGGACUCGGAGGAACUGGCGGCUCAGCUGCAGAUGCUUUUCUCCAAGUUUCCUGAUCCUGCUGGCAAACUAAGCCAGUUCCGGAAGAACCUCCGGGAGUCAGAGCAGCUUCACUGGGAUGAGAGCUGGAGGCAGACGGUGCUCCCUUUGGUCACGGACACGUGACCCCUUGGGCCAAAGACUGAAACAC